Messenger RNA from Ylistrum balloti, 4931 nucleotides. RefSeq names its product transcription factor AP-4-like. The transcript is spliced from 5 exons. The record is from RefSeq and is a predicted model, not a curated record. NCBI's taxonomy places the organism in Eukaryota, Metazoa, Mollusca, Bivalvia, Pectinida, Pectinidae. Gene Ontology annotation, biological process: regulation of transcription by RNA polymerase II. Gene Ontology annotation, cellular component: nucleus. The coding region runs from base 51 to 1097 and encodes 348 amino acids. Gene Ontology annotation, molecular function: RNA polymerase II cis-regulatory region sequence-specific DNA binding; protein dimerization activity; DNA-binding transcription factor activity, RNA polymerase II-specific.
GUAAAUAUUACAUAUUUUGGGAAUUAUUACUACUGAAGUUUUAUCCGAAGAUGUCAGUUUAUCAUAGAGGAGGAGAGAGGAGAAAAAUGUUAACGGAUUAUCGCAUCCGAGAAGAGGAUUAUACGACAGACUUUGGGAGACACCAAACUCUAUCACCACCACCACAGCUGGAAAAAGAAAAAAAAAUGAGGAGAGAAAUUGCAAAUAGCAAUGAGAGACGACGAAUGCAGAGCAUCAACGCUGGAUUUCAAUCUCUUAAGACGCUAAUACCGCAUCAUGAUGGAGAAAAAUUGAGCAAGGCUGCCAUUUUGCAACAAACAACAGAUUAUAUUCAAGCUCUAGAACAAGACAAGUCCAAAUUGAUUGCUCAGAAUACCCAUUUGAAGCGCAUUUUGAGUGAUUUUGAUACUGGAGAAAGACUACAAGAGGGUGUCUACCAUGAUUCACCUCCUCCAAAGCGGAAGAAGCGGGAUACCGAAUCUUCUGAUGAAGGUAUAUCAGCUGAUUAUGAUGCUGUGGAGGACAUAAAACGGGAAAUGAUGGAAUUAAAAUGUCAACUGGAACAAGAACGUCAACUCCGUAUGAUACUUGAGGAAAGGGAAGCACAAGAACGGAUCAGACAGUUGGCGUCUCGAGUAAACAUGCAGGUUCAAAUGACGAAGGAUAAAAUGAUUUACAUGGAUCAAAUUAAUGAAGACAGGCAUGGACACAUUGUGAAACCUGAUUGCGAAAGUCCAAUGUCUGAAUCAAUGUCGCGCAGAAACCUAGAAACAAUAGUUGAAGCUAUCCGUCAUCUUGAAGGUGAUGGACUUCAACUUCCCCCAGAUGUAACGGAUAGACAUUGUGAAGAAAGGGUGAUCAUUCCACAUAGUGAGGAGAGUGAGAAGGACAGUGGCUCGGAAGAUAUCAAAUCUGAGUGUUCCAAUAGAGACUCCCCAUUAUCCUAUGUUCAACAAGACCAAGAGUCUUCGCACAUGAGUCCAACAAGUUCACACCAAAUUUACCACAAAAAUUUCCCUAUUGCGCGGAACCUUCUGCAUGGUAAUAUGGCGUCACAGUUCUAUUGUCGACCAGGUGUAAUAGUUCAGAAAUUAUAGGCAUAGUAUAAGGUUGCCAACAUGUACCAUCAUUUCAUUUCUCAUUGUAUAUAGUCAUUUGCUUCACCUCCGGAUUGGUGCAUGCAUCAAAAAUAGCUUCUAAAGUUGUAUUGCCCUCAAUAACAAUGAAAAAUUAAUUAAUGAUAAUCAGAGAUGGGUAGAAGUGGUUCUGGUGUGAUCUAGAUAAACAGAAUGACUUCAGAUUAGAUAUAUAAAAGUCUAUGUAGAAUCACGAGACUACUUGCUGCAUUUUUAGAAUAAUUUUAAAAUCAAUUUUUAUAUAAGUAUUCAAAUCAUUGUACAAAAAGGCGUGGUUUUUUUUCAAGUUAAUCAUUUAGUUGAUAUUUAAAUACAUCAAUCAGAUGUAUGUUGAAUGCCAAAAAAGCAGUGAACAACAUAAAUACAACAGACAAUUUGAAAUCCAAUAUGAGAUCAAAUGUAUUGAGUCAAAAUAUUUCUAGACAUUCGCCCAAAACAGAAAUUUUAAAUGAUAUUCAUAACUGAAGAUGUGCAGACAUUUUGUAUUCCUUUUUAUAGCUACUGGUCAUCAAUGUAAACUGUUCAGUAGUGUGUGUGAAUUUUUCUAAUUGUGAAGUAUAGCUACUUUGUAUGUGAACAGUACCAGUGAAGUCUUGCAUUUAAAAUCUGCUGUAAGCAGCAUUCCAUUUUCUUCUACUGCCUUAUCUGUUUAUGUAUAUAUAUCAAUCUUCAUUACCUUCAUCAAAAGAAGGAAUUGUAUGUGUAAACUUGUAAAUGGUUAACAAUGGUCCAAGAUCUAGAUGAAUGAAACAGAUUUGUGUUGCAGUCAAAAUAUUGAUGCAACACAAAAUAAAAUGAUUUAUAAUAUAUGAAGAAAUGUGUUACAUAGUGCUUGUACAUUUAAAUUUCAUGACUGGAUGCCAUAAGAAAUGGAUUGCUUGUUGAUAAUUAUAAAUACUGUAUACAUGUCAACUUCAUGUAAGAAUGUAAGUUAAAAUUGUUAUAAUUAUUUGUUUUGAAAGAUGGUUGUAUACUUGUGAUUUAUUACCUGUGCACAUGUUGUCAUUUCCUUUCAGAUGGGAUUAUUAGAUGCAUGAUGAUAUGGCUUAAAGAAAGCUAGAAAUUGUGUUCUGUUUGGGUAGGUUUGUUUCUGAGAAAAUUUGAGAAUCUGCACAAUUUAAAAGCAGGUGAUUAGCUAAUUGACUUCAUUAUCUAUAUUGCUGAAUUGUGAUUCUUCAGAUUAAAAAUUAUUUUGAUAGAAAAUCUAUUUUACUUUUAUCAUUAUUUAAUUUUUUAAAAUGGAAUGGGUUACAUACAAAUUGAAAAAUAGAUCACUAUUCAAGAAUAAAAGUAACUUUUGGGGAAAUGCAGAGACAAUUUUUCCUAAUAAUCUGGAGUUCAUGUAAUUUGCUAUCAUUUGUACAGUCAAGAGGAUACUAAAUCAAAAUAUGUUGAUAUUCAAAUCUGAUGUAGAAACUGAAUAUAGAGCUACAAUACACUGUGUGCACUCACAGGAAGUCUGAUGUAUAGUUGUUUGUUUGUACAUGAACCAAUAUGGCAUACAGCUUCAUAGAGUUUAAUACCAGAAACUUGAUAUCUUUGAAUUUUUUCAUUAGUAUUUUUCUUACAUUGUGAAGUUCUACCAUAUGAUGUACAUGUGUUAAUUUUCUGUAAGUUCGUGAAUUAUCAAGAACUUUAUUUAAUGCACAUGACAAUGCAAGCCUAAAACUGGGUUUAAUUUCCAACAGAUAAAUAGAGCUAGAAGUGGUUGAAAUUCAAUGUUUUUCUCUGCAGAAUAUCAAGGGAGGUUUUAGGUUGCAAAAAUUUGGGGAAGAAAAUCGUUAAAUUCAUAGAAUUUGCAUUACCACUUUCAAAAUAACAGGAGUUGUAUUGCUAAUUAGUUAACUUAACAAAUGAAUCACUUGUUGAAAUGAUUAUGAAACAAUAUUCGUUUAAAAGAUAUUUCUGCAGAAAGAACAUUUGUAUUUCCAGCACUGUCUUUCAUUGUCUUGUUGGGAAGAUCCAGAUUUGUGACGUUGAUUUUUGAGUAUUUAUAAUUUGUAAUAGAUGUUCAGUGUGUACCACAAACUUUUCAUUCAAAUAAGAUUUUAAAGUUCAUCUGUAUUUACAAUUUAUACCAAACAAAUACCACAAGUCUUGUCCAAAUAUUAUUUAAUAUAUAUAUACAUUGCCCUCAAAAUUGUCUGAAAAUGUGAUUUUAUUGGUUGUCUAGAAAGAGUAAUAUGAUUUUGUGUCAAUUGCAUUGAUGUUGCAUUCAAAAUUCUAAGAAUAGAGGUCAGAGAACAAUACACAUAACUCAGAAGUGUGACACAUGUAGUACUGAUGGGUCAUCAGAAAUAUAAGGUUUUAAGAUACUGUCAGUCCUUUACGUCAUGUUUAUUAUAUGUAUACUAUAAAGUGACAUCUUGAACUUGAAAUGCAGCUGAUGUUGAUGGUUAUUCUGAACUUGUCCGGUAAUUAUGGGGUAAAUUUAAUGCAACCGUGAAGCUUUUUUUUUUUUUUUAACCCUGAAUUAUUCAGAAGCCUACACCUGUUUAAAUUUUAAGAUUUGAUAAUGUUAUUUUAAAAUAAAGUUGUGGACCUGUAGGAAAUGCUUUACUGCUUUAAUGAUGCAGACUCCACUGUGCUUGCAGAAAGGGCUCUUUAUUGAAGAAUGUUAGUAUCUCCUUAUUAAAAUGUACUGUAAAUAUGUGUGCUGCACCAAAAAUGAAAACAUCUUAGUAUUAAGGUUUUUGAUGAAUUAUUCUCAAAUCAGUUCUAAAUAUAUGUAGUUAAUUGAUUUAAGAAAUCAGUCUGGAGUUUACUUGCAUAUCCAAGUAGAACAAUCACUGUGUUAAAAACUUAGCUAUUAAUCCUUGCUUGAACCUCUCUAACUUUAGUUAAAGCAAAUGCUCACCAGUUGCCUAUCUUCCUACAUUAGAUGUAUAUCUAUUGCUUGAAGUUUGUAUCAAUGUAUUAUCAAUUUUGAUAUUGAUGUCAUGUAGUUAGUGCUAUUGAAUGAAUUUCGGGGGAGUGGGAGGCACUGUCUUGUAACUUGUCACCUUUAUUGUUACUGGGGCCCACUAUACAUCCUUUAAUUAUUUACCCACAUAGAAAGUGCCUCUCUUCACUUCCCUUUUUCCCCACCUCUGUAUGUCAUUUUAUAAAAAAAAAAAAAAAAAACCCAUACAUUUCAACUAUGUUAGAUAUACAUUGAUUAAUAAGAAAAUUCCAAAGAUUUUAAAAGGUUGCUCAAGAGGUAGUGAACAUGACAAACUAGCCAUUAGAAUAUUGUUUGAUAAGGUUUCCUAAAAAAUGGAUUGUUUUGUUAAUUAAAUAGGAGAAGAAAGAAAUAGGAGGAGAGUUUGAACACUGCAGAAAUUAUGUUUGAUGUGAUGAAGUUUACGGACAGUCAUUUGCAUCAAUAAAAUAACAGUCGUGUUUUCAGGUGUACAUGUACUAAUAAUGGAAAUGAAAAUUUUAAUAUCCUGACAAUUACUUGACAACUCUGGAAGACUACAAAUUAACAUAUUGGUGGAAAAUUUGUUCAAUGUGUCAUUGUAAAAAAAAAAAAGAAGUAUCCUUUGAAGUUGUCAAUGUUUUUCACCUUUAUGACAUGGCUUCUUUAGUUUAUUAAGACAAAAUUGAGAGUGCUCCCUGUAUUAUAUAUUGUGAAAUGUUAUUAAAGGAAAUGGUUCACGAGAAUGUUGAACCACUCUCUUUGUAUUAAAAGUGCGAGUGUGUUAUUGCUAUCAAUCAUUUAUGUAUAUAUCCAUAUAAUUUAUUGAUUGAUAAUAAAAAUUCCAGUAUGGUGACAUCUGAUUAUUAUAUCAUUAAAUCAUCUACUCCUUUGAA